Aegilops tauschii subsp. strangulata is the source of this 2880-nucleotide messenger RNA. RefSeq lists its product as uncharacterized. The record is from RefSeq and is a predicted model, not a curated record. NCBI's taxonomy places the organism in Eukaryota, Viridiplantae, Streptophyta, Magnoliopsida, Poales, Poaceae.
UCCAUUCCCCCUCAUCUCUCUCGUAAACAAGCCCACAUCCUUCAUUUUUUUCCAAUCCCGACGAUCUGCUGCUCCGGCGAGCGGUGCCCAGAGUUUUCUGCUGAGGUGAGGAGUGGCCGUUGCGUGCUAGUAACAGAGCCACUCGCUGUUGCGAGCGGUGCCGGAGCUGAGCAGGCUGCAGCCAGCGCUCGUCGCCAAGGGCGCCCGCUGCUGCGAGCGGUGACCGGAGCUGAGCGGGCUGCAGUCACGACAGUGCUGCAACUAGCGCUCGUCCCAUGGCCGCCCACAGCUGGGUUCGCUGCUCUCCAUGGCCACCACAACUCUGCAGAAUCAGAGAAGUUGCAACCGCCGGGGCGCUGUGUCCAGCGAACCGAAGUUGGGACAUAGGUGAGGGCGGCGACCAGCGGCGACCGACGGUGAGGGUGACCGGCGGUGAGGAGGCGAGGCGGUCGGCGCGUGCGGGGGCGUCAGCGCGUGCGAGGCGGGCCUCUCCCUUUCCCGUGCCAGAGGUUAAAGAUAAGAGGUUGGGGACGAAUGGAUCUGACGGCUCGGGGGGCCAGAUCUGACGGCUGGGGUUGGACCGGCCCAACAGUUGGGCCGGCGCACCGGCGCAGAUCGUUGCCCUAAAGAAAAGCAGUCCAAUCCGGGCUCUGUGUCUGAUGAGCCCACGUUAAGGAAACGAAUCCGAGUUCGUGUGGGAUUGCAGGUCAUGUUUCCGUCAUAUAUGUAUGUAUAGUUCGUGCGGGAUUGUUAGAGUAGUCCCAAAAUCCAAUCCGCCGCCGACGACCAUGGGUUGGUCAAUCCCCGCCUCCUCCUUCCAGCCCCCCGCCGUGAUUCGCGCCGGCGCCCGCUACGCCCCCUGGGUUCUCCUCGACAGAAAGGCCUACUUGGCCGUCCGCGACAACGCCACCACCGCCGAAGCCCUCACCAGCACAGGCCGCACCGUCAAGAUCACCUUCUGCCUCGCCGACCCGCCCGCCAUCUCCCACUUCUGCGUCCACGGCCCCGAGUUCCGGCGCGGUGACUUCGCGAGCGAGCCCCUGGUCGUCUUCUCGGCCAAGGAUCUUGUGCUCCUCCGCUUCGCCUUCACUGUCGGCCGCCUCGAGUACUUCGUCUACAAGGCCGGCCGCGGCAAGCCGCCCUCGCUCACGCGGAUUCCUCGUACUCCUCCUGGCACCGCCAACUCGUUACACAAGUGCGUCUUGCCGUUCGACGACGACGAUGGGGGAUUCCUCAUGGCCGAUCUCUUCAUGACGAAGCUCCGCUCAGACUACCAGCUCCAAGUCUUCUCUUCCAAGACGGGCAAGUGGACCAUCACGCCGUUGCGGUUGCAAACAUCUCCCGGGGUCAGGGAAGAGGACCUGCCCGGCCCUCGUCUCGACAAGGCGAUCGCGCUGGGAGGAGGUGCCGUAGGCUGGGUCGACCUCUGGCGCGGCAUUCUCACCUGCAACGUGUUUGACAAGAACCCCGUUCUAAAUUUAAUCCCGAUACCCAAGCUUGCAUACUCUAAUGAGGAACGGAGAGCUGCCCCGCGGCUGGUCCGGGAUAUCACCUGCUGCAAUGGUCGCAUCAAGUUUGUCGAGCAGGAACUUCGGUUCAAAGUGUCUAUUAUUCCUAGAAAGACUCUGGAGGAUAAUGUUGAUAGCUUCGACAUCAUCUUUGAUCCUCGGCCGCUCUCCCACAAGGAGGAGGAUGACCGUGCCAAACUCGUGCUAGCUGCUGUCUGUCUUGGUUGGAAGCUCCGAACAUGUGAUAGGCAUACCACCAGGAACGACGAUUGGCACAAGGGGCACACAGUUGAUAUGGAUGCCAUCUCGGUCGACAACCCUGACCAUGCUAGGUUGCUCCCACAGCUCUGGGAUGCCCAGGCCGGGAAAUCAACUCUGUGGGAUCUGUCUUCAACUUACCCCACCCUAGGCAUUGACGAUGACGACAUUGUUUACAUGAUGACUAAGGUAAAGUUUCAUGAUAACAAGGCAUGGAUGAUCGGUGUCGACCUUGCAAAAAGGGCGGUGGAAGUGCUCAUACCAGUUUCUUCAGAGAGAGUCGGUAAUUUCAAACCGGACAUGAUCCUCGCCUGUGAAUUCUCCGAAUAUCUGAAUGCAACUGCAAGCUCAUCUCAAUAGCGAGGAGAGGCCUGGACCAUCCUCCUGUCUGCACUCUCUGCAAUCAAUGCCCGGAAUCUGUCGACCACCUGCCCAUUUGCACGGGAGAUCCUGUUCUGGUUGUUUAAUCCUAGACUAGAGGCCUCACAUCUCUUUUGCCCCUUGAUACAAUCAGAGAGUGGUGGUCUUCUCUACAUGAUCGUCUGCCACCCAGGAAGAGGAAGGCGAUAAAAGUGGUGAGCAUCACGGGGAUGAGGAAGAUUUUUCUCAAACGUAAUUCACGAGUUUUUCGUAACAAAGCAGAAAUAAUCGACCAUGUGACCAAUUUAGCAAUUGAGGAGAGGUCAAGCUCUGGGAGAAGGCGGGAUUUAGGGAGUAAUUAGAGUUUCUUGGGCAGAUGGCACUUGCCACAUUCAUAUAAUCUUUCUUGUUAUUAGGCUCCUUUUCCAAUCUUAAUGAAAACGACGGACAAUCUACGUUGCCAGUUUCUUGAAAAAAUGUAUUUGCUUCAGGUCAUGUAAUGAUGCAACAAACGUGCACCAAAUGCGGUGCAUAAUUGUCAUCUUUCACCGGACUGUAUCUGAAAACAUUAUGGUACACUGUGAUCAUCUCAGCCUGGAAACAUGUACAGUAUGUCCUCGUCUAAAUGGAAAAUAUGAGGCAUCCAUUGAUUAGAUAAGCCGAGUUGAUCACUCUAUGAUGCAACUGAUAUUUUGCCUCUGUAUGGCCCAUCUAUCAGAUAAUACAUUUAAAUUGGUCUUUAGAUGUUUCGUGC